UCAAGGAGCAUGUUUGACUGACGAGCAGAAGAAGAAGCGGCAUCCUUGAGGCUCUGCCCCCUCCGCUGGUGGACCGCCCUGCACAUCUGACCAGAGACCCGUUAAGUCACUUGGAAAGGAUGCGAAGGUUCGCCUACUGCAAGGUGGUCUUGGCCACCUCUCUGGUCUGGGUGAUGCUGGACAUGUUCAUUCUUCUCUACUUCAGCGAGUGCAACAAGUGCGAUGACAAGAAAGAACGAGGACUGCCUGGCAGAGACGACACGCUGUCCAGACCACGAGAUGGACCGGGUGAAGGUGGCAAGCCGGUGGUGAUCCCUAAAGACAACCAGGAGAAGAUGAAGGAGAUGUUUAAGAUCAACCAGUUCAACCUCAUGGCCUCUGAGAUGAUCGCUCUCAAUCGCUCGCUGCCCGAUGUCCGUCUGGAAGGGUGCAAGAACAAGUUAUAUCCCGAUAAUCUUCCUCGCACCAGUGUGGUGAUUGUAUUUCACAACGAGGCCUGGAGCACGCUGCUGAGAACCGUUCACUCAGUUAUUGACCGCUCUCCACAUACACUGCUGGAGGAAAUUGUCCUGGUGGAUGAUGCCAGUGAGAGAGAUUUUCUCAAAAGGCCGCUGGAACAGUAUGUCCGAAGAUUAGAAGUGCCUGUCAGAGUGGUGCGGAUGGAGCAGCGCUCCGGACUCAUUCGCGCACGCCUCAAGGGAGCUUCUAUCUCCACCGGCCAGGUUAUAACCUUUUUGGAUGCUCAUUGCGAAUGCACCACAGGUUGGCUGGAGCCUCUGCUCGCCCGCAUCAAACAAGACAAGAGAACGGUGGUGUGCCCCAUUAUCGACGUCAUCAGCGAUGAUACGUUUGAGUACAUGGCAGGAUCCGACAUGACGUACGGGGGCUUCAACUGGAAGCUGAACUUCCGCUGGUACCCCGUCCCCCAGAGAGAGAUGGACCGCCGCAAGGGAGACCGCACGCUUCCCGUCAGGACUCCCACCAUGGCAGGAGGCUUGUUCUCCAUAGACCGAGAUUACUUUCAGGAAAUUGGCACGUAUGACGCAGGCAUGGACAUCUGGGGUGGAGAGAACCUGGAAAUCUCUUUCAGAAUCUGGCAGUGCGGAGGGACUCUGGAGAUCGUCACCUGCUCGCACGUGGGCCACGUGUUCCGAAAGGCCACACCCUACACGUUUCCUGGAGGAACGGGACAGAUAAUCAACAAAAACAACCGACGCCUGGCAGAAGUGUGGAUGGACGAAUUUAAAAACUUCUUCUAUAUCAUCUCUCCUGGUGUGACCAAAGUGGACUACGGUGACAUCACGUCUCGCUCGGCUCUGAGGCAGAAGCUGCAAUGUAAACCCUUCAGCUGGUACUUGGAGAACGUCUACCCGGACUCCCAAAUCCCAAGGCACUAUUUCUCUCUGGGAGAGAUCCGUAACGUGGAGACCAACCAGUGCCUUGACAACAUGGCGCGGAAGGAAAAUGAGAAGGUUGGCAUUUUCAACUGCCAUGGCAUGGGAGGCAACCAGGUUUUCUCCUACACGGCCAACAAAGAGAUCAGGACAGACGACUUGUGCCUGGACGUGUCCAAACUAAACGGACCCGUCAUGAUGCUCAAGUGUCAUCACCUUAAAGGCAACCAGCUCUGGGAGUACGAUCCUGUGAAGCUGACCCUGGUCCACGUCAACAGCAACCAGUGCCUGGACAAGGCCAGCGAGGAGGACAGCCAGGUGCCCAGCGUCAGAGACUGCACGCACACGCGCUCCCAGCAGUGGCUGCUCCGCAACGUCACACUCCCAGAAGUCUUCUGACCACACUCUGUACACCCACAGACACGCACACCCACACACACAGCAGCCCGGCCUAAACAGUCAGAGGAGCGGACACGUUUAUUCACGUUGGGCACCGGGAAAAGAGAGACUUCCCGUGAGGGGACUCGGGAGGAGAGGAGGAUGGAUGGGAUGGUACUACCUCUGCCAGAGAUCAGAGGGAGGAGUUUCUUCUGGCCUCCUCGGAGCGAACAGAGCGGAAAGACUCCCCCCAAGGGGACGACGGCUGUUGUUUUACAUUUGUUUAGUUUUUUUGUUUUUGUUAAGAGACAUUGACCACAGAGAGGGACUGACUCCUGUGCGUGGACACGAGUCGGCGAGCUGGACUGGAGGUUGGGCACUCACUGCUUCCCUGGACGGAGUGGCCCCCCCCCCCUC
Menidia menidia (Atlantic silverside) is the source of this 2189-nucleotide messenger RNA. Lineage: Eukaryota; Metazoa; Chordata; Actinopteri; Atheriniformes; Atherinopsidae. The record is from the annotation of a GenBank genome assembly.